Cetraspora pellucida is the source of this 190-nucleotide messenger RNA. NCBI's taxonomy places the organism in Eukaryota, Fungi, Glomeromycota, Glomeromycetes, Diversisporales, Gigasporaceae. The record is from the annotation of a GenBank genome assembly.
UUGUUAAAAGAAAAAGAUCCUUUAGCUAAUUUAGAUAAAUUAAGAGGUUAUACUUUAAUUAGUAAACCUAAAUAUGAAAUAAGAGUAACUAAAAUUAAAAAUUCUAAAUUUGCUAAAAAUAUUAAUAAAAUCAAAAUAUCUGGUGCUGAUAUAUUUAAAAAAGAAUCAGAACUUGAUAAAUUAUUAGCUA